UGUCCAGAUGGGGGAAACCUGGCGCAAGGUUUGCCCACAAGUGGGCUUAGGUUUGUUGAUGGAUGUGGGUGCAGAGACGAGCUUUUCUUUUCACUGGCACAAUCCGUAGCUUGCCAUGGCUGCCAUGUUCAGCUACGAUUGCCAGCCGCAAUCGUGAUCCAGACUUUGGGGAGAGCGCGGACCGUGAAAGUCAUCGGGCAAUUUUCUAUUGGCGAGCGCUCGUUUGGUAGAUUGUCUAUCUCCGAAUCAGCCGCGCUCCGCGAUGCGCUACUGUCCACCGUCGAUGUAUGGAUGUCUGCCGAGGAUAUUCAGUAG
Molecule: messenger RNA, 315 nt
Organism: Bipolaris zeicola 26-R-13
Lineage: Eukaryota; Fungi; Ascomycota; Dothideomycetes; Pleosporales; Pleosporaceae
Exons: 1
Source: RefSeq, a predicted model, not a curated record